Talaromyces marneffei is the source of this 306-nucleotide messenger RNA. RefSeq lists its product as uncharacterized. The record is from RefSeq and is a predicted model, not a curated record. Gene Ontology annotation, cellular component: nucleus; anaphase-promoting complex. The transcript has 4 exons. Lineage: Eukaryota; Fungi; Ascomycota; Eurotiomycetes; Eurotiales; Trichocomaceae. Gene Ontology annotation, molecular function: zinc ion binding; ubiquitin protein ligase activity; cullin family protein binding. The coding region runs from base 1 to 306 and encodes 101 amino acids. Gene Ontology annotation, biological process: anaphase-promoting complex-dependent catabolic process; protein ubiquitination; positive regulation of mitotic metaphase/anaphase transition.
AUGAAGGUCACUAUCAAAGAAUGGAAUGCCGUCGCAUCCUGGCGCUGGGACAUGCCCGAAGACGAAGUGUGCGGUAUCUGUCGCGUCCAGUUCGACGGAACUUGUCCAACGUGCAAAUUUCCUGGCGACGACUGUUCUCUGUUAAUCGGAACGUGCGGCCAUUCUUUCCACAUGCACUGUCUUCUUACGUGGAUUGCGCAAGAAUCUUCAAAAGGACUUUGUCCCAUGUGCCGACAGAAAUUCGAGUGGAAAAAGAACGACGAGACCGAGGCCACAGGUCAACCUGCCGAACCUACCUCCUCGUAG